Loa loa (African eye worm) is the source of this 228-nucleotide messenger RNA. RefSeq lists its product as hypothetical. Lineage: Eukaryota; Metazoa; Nematoda; Chromadorea; Rhabditida; Onchocercidae. The coding region runs from base 1 to 228 and encodes 75 amino acids. The record is from RefSeq and is a predicted model, not a curated record. The transcript has 2 exons.
AUGGUUGGAGUCUCGCGAAUCGGAAUUUGCGACAAAGUACGAAUUGGAAUAAAAACUAUUGAAGCAGAUAUUAUACCUAUAGUAGCUACAGUAGUCAAUUAUUUAACAAGGUUUUUUUUAAUCAACACAAUAGUCGGCCCAAUGAUUGCUGGAAGCGGACAUAUGGACAAGCAUGGUAAUCGCCUCAACGAGAUGAUUUAUGACUCACACGAAAUCCGUCCAGAAUGA